CUUCCAGACAGAGGCUCAGUGGGGCCCCUCUGCUAGAGAGGCUGUUGUGAUUUGAGAGGCUCAGAUUUCUGGGUGAGAUUCGGGCCGGGUGUGGAUGAACCAUGCUGGGCUCAGCCCCCUGGAGGCUCCGGGCCUGGGGGGGCCUGGCUGGGGGGACCGUACUCACGGCCCUCUGGAUCCUGUGGCUGGUGGGCUGGGUCCCCGGGGGUCCCCCCGCCCCCCAGCCGCUAGUCACCAUCCUCGUCUGGCACUGGCCCUUCACGGACCGGCCCCCGGAGCUGCCCGGUGACACCUGCACGCGAUACGGCGUGGACCGCUGCCUCCUGAGCACCAACCGAAGCCUGUUGGCCAGCGCAGACGCCGUGGUCUUCCACCACCGGGAGCUGGAGACGCAGCGCGCGCACCUGCCCCUGGCCGGGCGGCCCCCCGGGCAGCCCUGGAUCUGGGCCUCCAUGGAGUCCCCCAGCCACACGCACGGCCUCCGCCGCCUCCGGGGCAUUUUCAACUGGGUGCUGAGCUACCGGCGUGACUCGGACAUCUUCGUGCCCUAUGGCCGGCUGGAGCCCCACACGGGCCCCACACCGCCACGGCCGCCCAAGAGCGGCAUGGCCGCCUGGGUGGUCAGCAACUUCCAGGAGCGGCAGAGGCGGGCGCGGCUGUACCGGCAGCUGGCGCCUCACCUGCGGGUGGACGUGUUCGGGAGAGCCAGCGGGCGGCCCCUGUGUGCCAGCUGCCUGCUGCCCACGGUGGCGCGCUACCGCUUCUAUCUGUCCUUCGAGAACUCGCAGCACCGCGACUACAUCACGGAGAAGCUGUGGCGCAACGCGCUGGCGGCGGGCUCAGUGCCCGUGGUGCUGGGGCCCCCGCGGGCCACCUAUGAGGCCUUCGUGCCGCCAGAGGCCUUCAUACACGUGGACGACUUCGGCUCCGCCCGCGAGCUGGCCGCGUUCCUCACGGGCAUGAACGAGAGCCGCUAUGGCCGCUUCUUUGCCUGGCAGGACACACUCCGGGUGCGGCUGCUUGGGGACUGGCGGGAACGCUUCUGCGCCAUCUGUGCCCUCUACCCCCGCCUGCCCCGCGGCCAGGUCUAUGAGGACCUCGAAGGCUGGUUCCGGGCCUAAGCUCCCUCCAGUGCCGCAGGAAAGGCCGGAUGCUGCGAUCAAACCACAGGACCCGUCUCCCCCAGGCCAACUGGGGGCUGGGGUCCCACCAGGAAGCUAA
Molecule: messenger RNA, 1221 nt
Organism: Dipodomys spectabilis (banner-tailed kangaroo rat)
Lineage: Eukaryota; Metazoa; Chordata; Mammalia; Rodentia; Heteromyidae
Gene: Fut7
Product: fucosyltransferase 7
Exons: 2
Coding region: 102-1121 (339 amino acids)
Cellular component (GO): membrane
Molecular function (GO): alpha-(1->3)-fucosyltransferase activity
Source: RefSeq, a predicted model, not a curated record